This is a messenger RNA of Lotus japonicus, 1403 nucleotides long. RefSeq names its product heavy metal-associated isoprenylated plant protein 36-like. NCBI's taxonomy places the organism in Eukaryota, Viridiplantae, Streptophyta, Magnoliopsida, Fabales, Fabaceae. The transcript has 3 exons. Gene Ontology annotation, molecular function: metal ion binding. The record is from RefSeq and is a predicted model, not a curated record. The coding region runs from base 203 to 1084 and encodes 293 amino acids.
AAGAAAUGAGGUGAAAAUUGGAUGAAAGAAAAAUAAAGUGUACCAAUAUGCAUGAUUACUUUUUUUGUUUAUUUAACUCACCUCACUCCUUUUGUUUUCCCCACCCCUUGAAAACCACUAGCAACCAACAAACACAUUUAGAUCACCUUUCCUCAUCCCUUAAUUUCCACUCCCUCAAGGUUUACACCAACCAUUCUCCCAAAUGGCACCCAAGCCAGCUGAAGAAGAAGCUCCUCGUGGAGAAACUCUCAAGUACCAGACUUGGGUUUUGAAAGUCUUGAUCCACUGUGAUGGCUGCACAAAGAGAGUCAAGAAAAUUCUUCAGGGAAUUGAUGGUGUUUACACAACAGAGAUUGAUCCUCGGCAGCACAAGGUUAUUGUCACUGGUAACGUGGAUGCUGAGACUCUCAUUAGGAGGCUCACAAGAUCAGGGAAAUCAGUGGAGCUUUGGCCAGAAUUGCCUGCUGAGAAGAAAGAUAAGAAGCUUGAAAAAUCCAAGGGUGGUGACACUAAAAAUAAGGAGAAGGAAAACCAAAAGAAUAGUGAACCAGUGGGUGAUGGUGGUUCCAAUGAGGAUUGUAUAGAUGCUGCUGGUGAGGAUUCAGAUCAUUGUGAUGAUGAUGUGUGUGGAGAUGCUAGUGGAAGUGGUGGUGGCGGUGAAGGUGGUAAAAAGAAGAAAAAGAAAAAGAAGAAGAAGAACAAGGGGGAAAACGGUGGUUCUGCUCCUCCUAAUAAUGGAGGAGGAAAAGAAAUUAGUACAGUUGAUGCACCAGUCCCUCAAAGCAUAGUAGCCACUCCCAAGGAUCUUAUUACUGGCCCUCCAAUUCAGCAUGUGUAUCCAUAUCCACACAUGUACUAUUCACCUCCACCACCUCCAGCACCAGCAUAUGGGUUAAGCUAUAACACAUCAUAUCCUGUUUCUAGUGCUUCUUAUUCUGUUGGUGCUCCUAUGGUGAUGCCUAUGCAUGCUUACUCUGCUGCAUACCCUCCACUUCCUCCACCUCCUCCACCAUCUGAUCCAAUCAAGCACUAUGGUGAUGAUGAUGACGAUGAAUACCAAGGUGGAUUUUGCUCGAUUAUGUGACACACUACCUAGUGGAGGAUGAUGUGUAUGUACUAGUUAAUAGUUUUAGUGUAUUAAUUACUUACUAGUGCUAAUAUUCGGGGGAAGUGGGGUUUAAGAUUUGUAAUAUGAGCUACAAAAAUAGAAAUUAACUAGUUGAAAAUGAUGUGGACAGUGCAAGGUGUGGAUGGCCUUCAAUGCUUUGUCCUUCUUUAGCUUCUUUUUUUAACUUGUUAAAAGCUCAUCUUUUGUGCAAUUUGUAGGACAGGAAAUCUCCCUUUUCCUCUCUAUCUUAUGUGUAAAGUAUAUUUCUGUGUACUAAUUUUUCUUUUUCUCUUUU